UCUCGUCACGGUGGGUUUUCCAACGAAAUUACAUCGAAAUCAAGAAGAUUUAUAUAUUAAAAUCAAAUCAACUUCUCUUCGUUCUUCAUCUUCUUCUUCUUCUUCAGAUUCAGAUCGCAAUUUGCCACAACUAUAUAGAACACAAUAAAUAUAUCAAUAUUAUGGAAGGUGAAUUUUGCGAAUGCAGACCACUGGCUUUCGUGAUUGGAUCACCCUUUGCUUUGAUUUCAUUGGUUUUUUGUCCAAUUGGUGCAAUCAUUUGGCUUCUUGGGUCAUUAUUGAGUUGCUUGUGUCCAAGUUUUGGAGGAUUGGCGAAUGUGGGUGUGUGUCUCCUAAAGCUUCCAAUUCGAGUUCUUAGAUGGUUCAUUGAUAAGAUUCCUUGCUAGGGUUUAUAUUUUUGUACCUUUUUCUUUUCUUAGUAAUUUAUUAGUUUCACUCGUUUGGAGUACUUAUUCAGGGACUAGCCUAAUUUAUGAUUCAACUUAAUUGAAUAUGAAUUCAUAUUAAUUGCU
Molecule: messenger RNA, 512 nt
Organism: Cajanus cajan (pigeon pea)
Lineage: Eukaryota; Viridiplantae; Streptophyta; Magnoliopsida; Fabales; Fabaceae
Product: signaling peptide TAXIMIN 2
Source: RefSeq, a predicted model, not a curated record